Messenger RNA from Blepharisma stoltei, 1377 nucleotides. The record is from the annotation of a GenBank genome assembly. NCBI's taxonomy places the organism in Eukaryota, Ciliophora, Heterotrichea, Heterotrichida, Blepharismidae.
AUGGACCAAUUCAACAUAAAUUCAUUAUCAACCCCACAUCUCAUUUCGCGUAGUCCAAGAAUCGUUAAAACCCAAUAUACAUCGCAAGCAGCCAGUCCUCAAUUCAGCUCAACUUCUAAAUUGCCUUAUGAAGCAAAAAAUUUUGAAAUUUAUCCGAUUUCUGAUUCAACAAAAGUAUCAAGUAGUGCGAGAACAAAAAAACCAAUAAAAUUUCCCAGCUCCCCUGGCUCUCAAACUCCAAAAUCUAACUAUAGUGCAAAUUCUACAGGGAGAACGCUGUCAUCAAGUGCGUCUCUCCAAUCUUUGCAAAAUAAAAAUAUAAUUUCUGGUUCAAGAUCAGAAAUUCAGCCCAAGCAAUCAUUAUCUAGAGUUAAUUCUGCCUCAACAAAGAAUUUGACACCAAAAGCGUCAAGAACACCUACCAACCGAUCAAAUCGAAACAAAAUAAGUCAAUCUGUAUCUGCCUCUAAAAUAUAUCAACCCAGCAUUUCCAAAGAAAAACAGCUUGGCAGCCCUAGAGCGGCUGAGCAGCGCAAAGAGACAGAAUUUUCCCAAUUAAUCACACAAGUAAAAUCGCCAGAAAUGUCAAAAAUCACCAAAAGCACAGAGGAUUUAAAAGAAAGAAGCGAAGCUGUGUACCGUGAGCAUCUUUUCCAAACCUUCCAAGCUUUGAAAUUCGUCAAGAUGCUACCAGCUAUAGAUCCCCAUCAAAUUCAGGCUAAAAGAGUGAAUUUGCCAAAAAAGCCAGGGUAUUUGAACAAAAAGACUAUUGUUUUUGAUUUAGAUGAAACCCUUGUCCAUUGUUGUGAAGGACAAGAAAACUCAAAGCCUGAUGUAAUCCUUCCAAUUACUUUUCCUACAGGCGAAGUUAUAAAUGUAACUGUCAUUUAGGCUGGAAUAAAUAUUAGACCAUAUGCAAGAGAAGUAUUAAAAGAAGCAAGUGUAGAUUUUGAAGUCAUUAUUUUCACUGCAAGCCAAAAAUGUUAUGCGGAUGUCGUUAUUGAUUUUCUUGAUCCAACUGGGGAAUUUGUGCAUCAUAGAUUAUUCCGAGAAAAUUGCAUAAAUGUCCAAGGAGUUUUUAUUAAAGACUUGAGGAUCUUGGCAAAUAGAAGAAUCCAAGACAUAGUGAUCGUCGAUAAUGCUGCAUAUAGCUUUGGGUACCAGCUGGAUAAUGGAGUUCCUAUUAUAUCAUGACAUGAUGAUCCACACGAUAAAGAGCUCUUUAACUUGAUGGAUUAUAUCAAAACUCUUGCGAGAGCUCAAGAUAUAAGAGAAAUAAACAGGAGAACAUUUAGAUUGAAUACGUUUUAUGAAGAUUAUAUUGAGCAAUUUUUGCAGCCAGAAUUUAACACAAAAGCACCUUACAAAAAAUACUAA